Molecule: messenger RNA, 1479 nt
Organism: Fonsecaea multimorphosa CBS 102226
Lineage: Eukaryota; Fungi; Ascomycota; Eurotiomycetes; Chaetothyriales; Herpotrichiellaceae
Exons: 2
Coding region: 1-1479 (492 amino acids)
Molecular function (GO): protein dimerization activity
Source: RefSeq, a predicted model, not a curated record
AUGUCGUCCCAUGGCGGACAACAGAACUUCCCCUUCGGCUACCAACCCGAAAACCUCCACGGAAUCGGUUUACCUGAGUUCAUGACCCCGGGACCCCCUCCCGGCCAGCCUUUGCUUAAUGCGCACGAGAAUGAGGACCUGGACAACUUCUUCCAGGGCUUUGAUCAAAAUGCUGCGGCCAAUAAAGCACUUACGCAUGCUCAGUUCAAUCCCCGCCCCGGUCAUGACCAACUCUUUGACAUGCCUCCCAUGUUCGUGGGUUCGGAUACCGCGCUGGCCCAGCGGUCCAUCAUCGACCAGCAUCAGCUAACAGGAGCUGGAUUCCCAUAUGGCGAUGGCUUUCUAGGACAUGACAUGAACACCGUCUCACAGACGACUCCACUGGUCAGCGGAAUGCACGGUGUUUCCUACACUGAUGCAACAUUCCCAAAUCCCCUCAUUGCUCAACUGCAAUCCGCCGCAUCAAUGCAACCGGCAUACACUCAAGGUUGGCAACAACCCUAUCCCCCUCAUACCGCAAUUACCAUGCCUCCAGCAGGUCGCCUGGGGAUGGACUUUGGCACGGACUCUCGGUUUCAACCAACUGGCUAUGCAGCGCCUCACAAUCCCUUGGAUCCUGACCUGCCCCAAGGACUGCAGAUGAAUAACCCCAUUGGCGAAUGGCUGGAACCAGCAAGUGGAAGCACUACUCAGCCGAACACCCAGCCAAAUACCCAGCCAUCAAGUCCCACUUGGUCAAAGAAGAGAAAUUUCGACGACUUUGCAAGAGAUCAACUGCCUCGCAAUGGCGUGGUCGCCUCUGUCCAGCAAACUACCAUGACUCAACCGUCUCCAUCGCAAUCCAACCCUCGCAGGAAACGCUCUGAGACCAAGACUGAAAAAAGAACAUCAAUAUCUCAGCCACCAACACCGCUAUCCAAUAGCAAGCCGCACACCCCGCUCAACCCUGACAAGCCAGGAAUAGGCGAGCAGGAGCCAGAUCCUGAGGCAGAAGCCGAAAGAGAGGACGAUAAUGACACCACAGAACAACCCAGGUCACCCUCUCCAGCACCCUGGCCAGCGUCGAAAGCUCGUCCCCCUAAAAAUACAAAGGCUCCUCCACCAAAACCGCCUCGUAAAAAAACACCAAUCAAACCCAAAUCAAAGGUCCAGCGUCCCAGCAUCACCUCUGCCCGCGUACCUCUUAGUGUCGAGCAAAAGAAAGCCAAUCACACAAACUCGGAGCAACGACGUCGGGAUGCAACAGCUCGUGCAUAUGCUGAAUUGUACGACUUGGUGCCUGAACUCGAAGAAAUGGGGAAGCAGAGUACAAUGAAAAAGCUCGAGGUUGUUGUAGCCAAGGUCCAGCGUGUGAAGCAGAAAGUCGAAGAGCUAAGAGCCAAGGUCGGCAUCGACCCUAUCACUGGGAGGCCAGUCAGUGGUUCAAGUGGAGGACAAGGAAUGCUCUUGUACAGUGACGUUCCGGGGUGGCGCCAAUGA